AUUUCAGCAGACUGUAUUAUCCAACUAUCCAGAAAUUCUUGGCUGCAAGGAAAACAUUUUUUUCUAUUUAUUGGGUGUUGUGUACCCCAGAAUUUAUAUUACCCUUUUUUGAAUUUGGGCCUCCAGGCUCCCACUCAAGAUGGUAGUUUUCUCAGGAUAUGAAAGAUUAAAAUUGAUAGCACUUGCUGUUUUUUACUUCCAAGCAAAUCAAUCUGUGGAAUGUGGUGAAGGGGUAAUCACCCAUCAGCGGUUGCCAUCCAAGGAAAACAUAUACGCACCCAUUGAUGCAAUAAUCAGUGAAAAGCCUUCAUUCACAGAAAGAAACAUUGAGUUGUACCCCAGUACUGUUAGAGCAUUCAGAAAGCCAACCCCUGGGACGUACAAAGACCAGUUAGACCUUGCAAUGGGAAAAUCCAAAAAAGAAAAAGGAAGCUAUUCUGGAGAAGUUUCAGUUGAUCCUUACUGGCCGACUGUCAAAGUGAAACUCAUGUGGGAAGAUGUGAACAAUAUCAAAAAAGCUCUUCAAGAUCUGAAAAUCAUCAUCAAAAAUAGAGGCAGCGAAGAUGCAAUCAAAGAUGAAAGGGGUGUUUUGUUAAAAUCAACCGGCCAUUCCAAUUUUAUUCUGAAUAAACAUGCCAAUGGUUUAGAUUUAAUUCUUGAAAGCUUGAAACACAACAUGGUGCAUAAAUUUGAGAAUUGGGCAAAAGAGAAUCAUUUUACAGACCCCAAAAUAUUUGCAGGCGGAAAGAUUCACCAAGAGUUAGAAACUUCAUCAGAUACCAUUUUUCAAACAGAUAAAACUAUAAUGGGCGCAGCAAAUUCUGUAAAGUAUUUCCCCAAAUAUGAGCUUACAGAGCUAUUAGAACAGAUGGAAUUCCAGUUCAACCUACCAAAAUAUAACAAUGAUAAAGAGGUUUUAAUGCUCAGAAGAAUUCACAUUCAAACAUUGGACCAACUUUACAAGUUUGGUUUAAUAAGUGAUAGGGAGUUGAAAAAUAUAGCUACUAGUUGGCUCCAUCCUAAUUUUAUUCCAACUACUCAAAAGAUGUUCAAGGAAAUUUAUGGUCUGAGAAAAGAGCAUGAAAACAGCAUUUUACAAAACAUUUAUUUUACGCUGAAAAAGAGUCACCAAUCCCCUCUAUUGAAUGCUCUAGAACGUAAGGAUCAAGAAAAUCUGCUUUUUUCUCAUGAGUGUAAUUGA
Messenger RNA from Puccinia graminis f. sp. tritici CRL 75-36-700-3, 1201 nucleotides. RefSeq lists its product as uncharacterized. Bases 140 to 1201 code for a protein of 353 amino acids. The record is from RefSeq and is a predicted model, not a curated record. NCBI's taxonomy places the organism in Eukaryota, Fungi, Basidiomycota, Pucciniomycetes, Pucciniales, Pucciniaceae. The transcript has 4 exons.